Messenger RNA from Harmonia axyridis, 3126 nucleotides. It is a transcript of the gene ttv, whose product is annotated as exostosin-1. The record is from RefSeq and is a predicted model, not a curated record. The coding region runs from base 497 to 2659 and encodes 720 amino acids. The transcript is spliced from 2 exons. Gene Ontology annotation, molecular function: glycosyltransferase activity. Lineage: Eukaryota; Metazoa; Arthropoda; Insecta; Coleoptera; Coccinellidae. Gene Ontology annotation, cellular component: membrane.
UCCCUAAUUCGGUAUUAAUCUCAUUAGUAUUUUCUUUCUUAACUAAUUCGUUUCUUUCAUGAAUUAUACUGUUCAGAAAUGAUCAAUACAAAUUAAAUAUUAGGCUGAAGAAACCUAAAUCAAUCCAUAGCUCUCACAGUACUCUUUUGGUAGGUUGGUUAUGGAGCAUCUAUCCAGCGAGCGUUUAGAUUUUUGGAUUGGCCAAAUUACACAAUGAGUAACCUCAAAAAUUCCGUCAUCUGUUAUGUGUCAAGUUUCUGUUAUGUCAAUAAUUUUAUUUAUUGUAAAUUAUUGUAUUUUGUUGAAAAAAAUACACAUCUGUGGUAAAAUUCGUAGGUUUUAAAUUAAUAAACCUUCGAAUUAACAAUGAGCUGAUUUUAUAAAUAAUUAUAAUGGAUCUAAAAUACCGUUUUUACCUCAAAACAUCAUCAUCAUGUCUUAGUGUUAAAACAAGGACGUUUUAUAAUGAACAUAAUAUAAUAAUUAAAAUUUAAGAAUGCAAGCCAAAAAGAGGUACCUUCUUCUGGUUUUUUUAUCAUGUGCUUUCCUGGCAUAUUGCUACUUUGGAGGAUACAGAUUGAAAAGUAGCAAUGUCUUUCCAUUAGAAAAGUUGGACAUUUUUGUAGACUUAAAUAGUUUGCAAGGUCUAACUGGAAGCGUCGGAGCUGCUAGAUUAAAAGGAAGAAUAAACUCGAAUAGUGCUGAACUAUGUAGAAUGGAAACAUGUUUUGAUUUUAGCCGAUGCCAGCGUUCAUUGAAGGUGUAUGUGUACCCCAUGGAAGAAGGUACUACGCCCAGCAGUUCCUAUCUGAAGCUAUUAAACGUGAUUACAGAAUCUCGUUAUUAUACUGCUGAUCCAAAGGACGCAUGUUUAUUUGUACUUAGUAUGGAUACAUUGGAUCGAGACAGACUAAGUUCAGAUUACGCUAGGAAUCUCCAAGCUAGGUUGCAUCGAUUACCUCAUUGGAACAAUGGGCUGAACCACGUUAUUUUUAAUUUAUACUCAGGAACAUGGCCUAAUUAUACUGAACAUAAUCUAGAUUUUGACUAUGGUUUGGCUAUAUUAGCCAAAGCUAGUAUGUCUAAGAGUCAUGUACGGACAGGUUUUGACGUCAAUUUUCCUCUAUUCCACAAAGGACACCCUGAAAAAGGUGGACAACCUGGUUCAGUAGUUUCUAACACCUUUCCACUACAGAAAAGUUACCUUCUAGCUUUCAAGGGUAAAAGGUAUGUCCACGGUAUAGGAUCUGAUACAAGAAAUUCUCUGCAUCAUUUACAUAAUGCUAGGGAUAUGAUUAUGGUCACAACAUGUAGACAUGGAAAAAGUUGGCGUGAUAUGAAAGAUGAAAGGUGCGAUCAAGAUAACAAGGAUUAUGAUAAAUAUGACUAUAAUAUUCUUUUACAUAAUUCCACAUUUUGUUUGGUGCCUCGUGGUAGGAGAUUAGGUUCCUAUCGCUUUCUAGAAGCUCUUCAAGCAGGAUGUAUACCUGUCUUGCUUUCAAAUGACUGGGCUCUACCCUUCGAUGAAGUUAUUGAUUGGAGUCAAGCUGCCAUUUGGGCGGACGAACGGCUUUUACUUCAAGUACCUUCUGUAAUACGCUCAGUGACUUCUGAUAGAAUAUUGAAGCUGAGACAGCAAAGUCAAAUCAUUUGGGAAAAAUAUUUUUCAUCCAUUGAAAAAAUUGUUUAUACUACUUUGGAGAUAAUCAGAGAGAGGCUUCCAGAACAGUCGGUGAGAGACGGAUCAGUUUGGAAUAAUUUACCGGGAGCUCUACUCACCCUUCCAACAUUUUCUGAUGUUCAUGAGGACUAUCCAUCAUCAGCAUUUGUAGAAGAUGCUUUGUUCACUGCUGUAAUAUACUGCCAAAUGAGUUCAGCUCCCAUGCCUUCAAUGUCAUUACAUCGUUUAGUGACUAAUGUAGCAAAAAGUCGUUACAUAUCAAAUAUAGUCAUAGUUUGGGCUAGUGAAAAACGGACUCCUAGUCGUUAUAGGUGGCCUGUUAUGCCAUCGAAUGUAUCAUUUCAUAUAGUGCAAGCAUCAGCAGACGAUAGCAUUUCCCAACGCUUCAGGCCAUUCUCUGAGAUAAAAACAGCUGCGGUUUUAUCUCUAGAUGAAGAUUCCAUACUUACUACAGAUGAAAUUGAUUUUGCCUUCGUGGUAUGGCAAAGAUUUCCCGAUCGUAUUGUAGGCUAUCCUGCUAGAUCACAUUAUUGGGAUGAUUCUAAAGCAACGUGGGGAUACACAUCCAAGUGGACUAAUGAUUACUCGAUAGUGUUAACAGGUGCAGCUUUUUAUCAUAGAUAUUAUAACGUUUUAUAUACAGAAUGGUUAAGUCCUUUACUUCAUAAAACUGUUGAGCAAAGUCAAAAUUGUGAAGAUAUUUUAAUGAACUUUUUGGUGAGUCAUAUUACUCGACGCCCUCCAAUUAAAGUUACACAACGUAAGCAAUAUAAAGAGCAACCUAUUUCUGGAAGUCGUUCUCCAUGGAACGAUCCAGAUCAUUUUGUACAGAGACAGACUUGUCUAAAUACUUUUGCUGCGGUCUUUGGUUAUAUGCCUUUGUUACGUUCUAACUUAAGGUUAGAUCCUGUUCUAUUCAAAGAUCCAGUAUCUAACAAACGAAAAAAAUAUAGACGCAUUGAGUUAGUAGGAAAUUAAUUGAUAGAUCGAAGAAUUUUUAUACUGUUUGUACUUUUCAUAUCAUGUUGUUGAUGAUUUUUUCCUGAUUUCAGUUCCAAAAUUUUGUUGAGAAUAGAAUUUUAUUAUAAUUUUUGUAUCGUGACGUUUUCUUCUGUUUUAUUGUAAUUUGUAUAAUCAGAAGAUUAUUUUGAAAAGAAUUUUUAGUUUUACAAAUUUUCUUGUAAUAUAUUGUAGAUAGUUUUGUUUAUAUAAACAUUUAUUUUUGAUUUUUUUAUAAUGAUGUUAACUGAUUGCAAAUCCAAUAAUUUUUACCUGUUCUUCCUAUAAUUUUGAUCACAUUUUAUCUUAGAUAUGUCACGAUUAUUUAAAAAUUGAAUUACGAAUGAGUCAUUUUGUAAAAUAGUCAAUGUGAGAAGUCUGAUGUAAAUGGUUAUAUUUAUUAUAUAUAUAUAUAUGUAAAUUAAAAAGUCAAUAUGAAUUAUAUC